Messenger RNA from Ornithorhynchus anatinus (platypus), 2809 nucleotides. RefSeq names its product ligand of numb-protein X 1 (gene LNX1). The transcript is spliced from 13 exons. Gene Ontology annotation, biological process: ubiquitin-dependent protein catabolic process. Gene Ontology annotation, molecular function: protein binding; ubiquitin-protein transferase activity; metal ion binding. The record is from RefSeq and is a predicted model, not a curated record. Lineage: Eukaryota; Metazoa; Chordata; Mammalia; Monotremata; Ornithorhynchidae. Bases 443 to 2656 code for a protein of 737 amino acids. Gene Ontology annotation, cellular component: cytoplasm.
CCAGCUUUGCUGCCGCCACGGAUGUCCCUGAUGCCGGCCGAGCUUUCCCUCCACGAGCCCUGCUGAGAACUUCCCCAGGACCCCUGGUGAAAAGCGGCUGUGAACUCUGACCUGUGGGACGCUGUCUCCAAAAGUUGGCCGGGCUCGGCCUGGAAGGAGAGAGGAAGCCUGUGAGUCUGGGGCGAUUACCACACCCCGCCGACCCUCUGGCGCCGACACCUGCGGACCGAGGGCUGACCGGCCGGGCACGUCAGUGGACGGAGGAAGGAGAGGGAGGGCCGGCCCAUCGAUUUGCAUAUAUAAGCGAUGAGGUUCGCCACCGUCCGCUCCAGUGUGGCCUGGGACACCUGAGGAGGCUUGGCGCCAGCUCCCAGGAUACAACAAUUGCCCCGCCGGAUGUAGGCUCCCUGUGGUCCUCACCCGUCCCGCCCCCUCCCCGAGCAUGAGCGGCCCGGAGGAGUCCGGCCCGGAGCCGGAGCCCCUGUGCGUCGUCUGCGGCCAGAGCCACCCCCCAGAGGAGAACCACUUCUACAGCUACACGGAGGAGGUGGACGACGACCUCAUCUGCCACGUGUGCCUGCAGGCUCUGCUGGACCCCCUGGACACUCCCUGCGGCCACACCUACUGCGCCCUCUGCCUCACCAACUUCCUGCUGGAGAGGGACUUCUGCCCCGUGGACCGCAAGCCGCUGGUGCUGCAGAGCUGCAGGAGGGCCAGCGUCCUGGUACACAAGCUCCUGGACAAGCUGCUGGUCACCUGCCCAUUCACGGAGCACUGCUCCCAGGUGCUGCAGCGCUGCCAGCUGCAGCGUCACUUCCAGACCAGCUGUAAAGGAGCUUCUCACUACGGCCUCACCAAAGACCGCAAGAGACGUUCGCAAGACGGUUCGCAAGACGGCUCCCAAGACGGCUCCCCCGACGGCUGCCAAGAUGGCGGAGGGGCCGCCCGGCCCGGAGCCCCCCUCGCCCCGGAGCCCGCUGACGGGACCGGCCGGCUGACCGGCGAGCCGGGUCUCGACAACCCCGCCUACGUCCCUGCCUCGGAUGACGGCCCCGCGGCCGGCGGCUCACCGGGACGCGACCGCGGCGACCGCAACCGCAGUUUCCAUCUCGAGCGGUCCGCCCUCAGGAGCCGCUCCUUUAAGAAGAUCCACCGUGCGCUGAGCAUUCUCCGGCGGACCAAGAGUGGGAGCGCGGUGACCCAUCCGACCCGCCCCGAACCCCCCCGGCUCCCCGAGGAGGCGUUCCCGCGUCUGCACCACCUGAUCCCGGCCGGCGAGAUCACCAGCAUCGAGAUCAGCCGCGCCCACCCGGGCGAGAGCCUGGCCAUCCGCGUGGUGGGCGGCCGCGAGACGCCGCUGGCCCACAUCGUCGUCCAGCACAUCUACCGCCACGGCGUGGUGGCCCGCGACGGCCGGCUGUUGCCCGGAGACGUGAUCCUCAAGGUGGACGGACUGGACGUCGGCCACGUGCCCCACCGCUACGCCCUGGGGCUCCUGCGCCGGCCGGGCCGUGCCCUGCGGCUGACGGUGCUGAGGGAGCGGCGGCCGCGGCCGGGCGGCGGGACGGCCCCCGACGGCCCCGGGCCCCGCGACGGCAGCUUCCGCCUGGCCCUGGACAGGCGCGGGCCGGGCGAGCGGCUGGGCGUGAAGCUGGCCAGCGGGCCGGACGGGGCCGGCGUCUACGUGGCCGGCCUGCUGGAGGGGGGCGUGGCCGCGCGGGACGGCCAGCUGCGGGAGAACGACCGGCUCCUCGCCGUCAACGGGCGGGACCUGCGGCACGGCAGCCCCGAGACCGCCGCGCGGCUCAUCCAGGCCGGCGAGAGGAGAGUUCACUUGGUGGUGUCCCGGCGGGCGCGGGAGGCCGACCGGACCCCCGCGGGCCUACUCCCCCCGCCCCCCGCCGACCCCGAGGUGAGGCCCGGGAACGGGAAGCGGCGGGACGCCGCCCCGCCGGGGGCCGCCUGCCACGAGAAGGUAGUGAGCGUCCACAAGGAGCCGGACGAGUCUCUGGGCAUGACGGUGGCCGGCGGGGCCGGGGGGCCGGCGCCGCCCGAGUGGGACCUGCCGCUCUACGUCCUCGGCGUGGAGCCCGGGGGCCUCGUGGCCCGAGACGGCAGGAUCAAGACCGGAGACGUCCUGCUGAGCGUCAACGGCACCGACCUGACCGGGGUCAGCCGCGGGGAGGCCGUGGCCCUCCUGAAGAACGCGACCUCGUCCGUGGUGCUCCGGGUCCUGGAGGUGAGAGGGCGCGAGCCCCCGGAGGCCGGGGACGACGGCUGGACGCUUCCCGACGGCCCCCCCAGCCCGGUGGAGAGCGGCGAGCGGGGCCCCACCUGGGUCACGUGGCUGGAGCUGCCCUGGUACCUCUCCAGCCGCAGAGACGUGAGCCUGCGAAGGACCCCGCCCGGCAGCCUGGGCUUCAGCGUCGUCGGCGGCCGCGAGGAGCUCGGCGGGAACAGGCCGUUUUUUAUCAAGUCCGUCGUGGAGGGGACCCCCGCCUACGACGACGGAAGAAUCCGAUGUGGGGACAUUCUGCUGGCCGUGAACGGCCAGCCCACGGCGGGCCUGACUCACGCCUACCUGACCCGGAUGCUCAGAGACCUGAAGGGAAGGGUCACGCUCACGCUGGUCUCGUGGCCGGGCACCUUCCUCUAAAGCACCGGCCCCGCCGCCCCGUGCUCGCUUCGGAUUCCUUGCCGCCUCCUGAAGCCCGCGCCGGGGAAGAGAUCGCCCCUCUCGAGGACGUGCUGCUGUGAAGGAGACGGAUCCGUCGUCGCGUACUUCGAAAUAAAGCCGACUCGUCUGUAA